Molecule: messenger RNA, 2905 nt
Organism: Trifolium pratense (red clover)
Lineage: Eukaryota; Viridiplantae; Streptophyta; Magnoliopsida; Fabales; Fabaceae
Product: probable serine/threonine-protein kinase At1g54610
Exons: 8
Coding region: 613-2718 (701 amino acids)
Biological process (GO): protein phosphorylation; positive regulation of transcription elongation by RNA polymerase II
Cellular component (GO): nucleus; cyclin-dependent protein kinase holoenzyme complex
Molecular function (GO): cyclin-dependent protein serine/threonine kinase activity; RNA polymerase II CTD heptapeptide repeat kinase activity; ATP binding
Source: RefSeq, a predicted model, not a curated record
CAAAAUCAAUGCUAUAUUACUGCUGUUGCCAGUUGCGACCGGCAUGGUGAACUCCCUGUCGCCGAUAAACAGGGAGACGUCUUACUUUUGACUGAGCAUCCUUAGUCGGCAAAGACAAAGCCGUCGUGUUUCUUAGUAAGCACCACAUUUUCCUUUUUUUUUUUUUUUAAAAAAAAAAAUAAAAUUAUUUCUUAAUUUCUCAAUUACGCGUUGAUUUUUUCAAACCAUAUCCAAUAACCAAUAUCAUAGUAGCCACUUUUUUUCUUCUUCUUCCUUACUCUCAAUCUCAUUUCACACUUUAAUCUUCAAUUCACAUUAUUUUUUUAUUAUUAAUUCUAUGAUUUAUACUCCAAUUGUGUUAUGAUUUUGAUCAUUCAUCAAUCCCUUGUUGGAAAAAUUCUACCUUUUUAGAAGUUGUUGAUUAUUGGUUUAGUGUUGUUGCUUAAGGGUUUUCAAUUGCUUAUUUGAUUAAAUUUGUUGACUUUUGAAUUGGGUCAGUUUCAAAUUUUCAGAUAGACACAAAGAGUUGAUUUUUAUUUUUUGUUUUUUCAAGAAAAAAAAUCAUUUUUUAGGUGAAAAAUGAUGUAUGAAUAAUGGGUUGCAUGAAUUUGUAUGAAGGUAUUGUUGAAAGAGAAUAGCAUUAUUGCAUGGUUGAAUAUUUGCUUGGUGGAGAAAAUGGGUUGCAUAAAUUCCAAGAGUUCAGCUGUGGAUGAUAGUAGAGAAGGUUUGACAAAUGAUUCGGGAUCAUCUAAAAAAAGGAACUUUGAGAAGAAGGUUUCAGGAUCAGAUUCGAAGAAAAGGGUUGACGGAGAUUUGGAGAAUGAUAAGUUAUUGGACGGUAUUGGCAUGAAAGUUUCAUUGAUUGACAAGGAAGCUAAUAAUGGUUCGGUGUGGUUGUAUGAUGAUCAGAAUGAGAAGAAGAAAAUGGAGAAACCCGAAGUGUCUGUUGUUGUUGAUUGUUCGCGUAUUGGAAGGGUUCCAAAAGCGUUAGAAGGAGAGCAAGUUGCAGCUGGAUGGCCAACUUGGCUUUCUUCUGUUGCUGGUGAAGCUAUCAAUGGAUGGAUACCGCGAAGUGCACAUACUUUUGAGAAAUAUGAUAAAAUUGGUGAAGGAACUUACAGCACUGUUUAUAAGGCACGUGAUUUGAUAAACCAAAAGGUCGUUGCCUUGAAGCGGGUACGCUUUGAUAAUCUUGAUCAUGAGAGUGUCAAGUUCAUGGCAAGAGAAAUAGUUUUUCUGCGUAGGCUUGACCAUCCAAAUGUAAUAAAGUUGGAGGGCUUGAUAACAUCGCAGUCGUCUCGCAGCUUGUACCUUGUUUUUGAAUAUAUGGAACAUGAUCUUACAGGACUUGCAACAGCACCUGACAUUAAGUUUUCAGAACCACAGAUUAAAUGCUACAUGAAUCAGCUUCUUAGUGGAUUGGAUCAUUGCCAUAGUCGUGGUAUCCUCCACCGUGAUAUAAAGGGCUCAAAUCUUCUCAUCGACAAUAAUGGCAUUUUAAAGAUUGCAGAUUUUGGUUUGGCAAAUUUUUUUGAUCCCGACCAAAGCGUUCCGUUGACCAGCCGGGUAGUAACACUGUGGUAUAGACCACCAGAACUUUUACUUGGAUCAUCAAAUUACGGAGUUGCGGUGGAUAUGUGGAGCACUGGUUGCAUACUCGGUGAACUAUACUCUGGCAGGCCUAUAUUGCCAGGAAAAACCGAGGUUGAGCAAUUGCAUAGGAUUUUUAAACUUUGUGGAUCACCAUCUGUGGACUAUUGGCAAAAACUGCGGCUGCCACAUUCUACAGUAUUCAGGCCUCCACACCAUUAUAGGAAAUGCAUUGCUGAUACAUUUAAAGAAUUUCCAUCUUCUGCUGUGAGGCUUAUAGAGACCCUACUCUCUUUAGAUCCUACACUCCGAGGAACAGCAGCUACAGCUCUGAAGAGCGAGUUCUUUUCAUUGGAACCCCUUGCUUGCGAUCCAUCAACUUUGCCAAAAUAUUCUCCCAGCAAAGAGAUUGACACUAAAUUGCGGGGAGAAUCAAGAGGAAGGCAAGGAGCUCUCGAGGGUAAGGAGCAAAAAGUUGGGCCACGAGUUAGACAAGAGAAAGAAACUCAGUCAUUUGUCUUAUCCAAAGCCAAUGCCGACUCCCGCAUUUCAGUGCAGCAAGGGCAACGCUUUCCAAACAUGACGAGCAAGAAUGAACAGUUCAACCCUCACAGAGUACCUCCUGUAUCUGGAUUUAUGGGUUUUCGACACAAACAGUCAGAAGGUGCUAAAAAGAAGGUUAAUUAUUUCUCUGGGCCUCUUGACCAGAGACCUUCACAUUCAGGGUUACUGGUUCCAGAUUCGGGCCGACACAAAUAUGGAAAAGAAGCUGGUGAGAGGUUUCUUCCUGUUUCAAAUAAAGUCAAUCUAUCAAAGCCAUCUAGAACUUCAUUGUCUGGAAAUCAAAAAGUAAAUCCAGCUUCUUUGAGUCCACAAGAUGCAACUCAAGUACAAAAAUCUUUAGGGUUGAGUAACGGAUCAGAGUCAAGAAGGCGGCAUGAUAGAAAACACCAUUCUCACAUAGAUGAUCUCAGCCAAACAGAAAAUGGAAAGGACGGGCAUGCAUCCAGCGGAAACAAUCUCUACAUGUCUGGUCCGUUGCUGGUUUCCAAUAUGGAUCACAUGCUCAAAGAGCGGGAUCGGAAGAUCCAAGAAUAUUCAAGGCGAACCAGAAAUAAAUUGGCCUAAAGGUGAAAGUAACAAAUUUAGGAUGAUUAGUAGUCAAUUACAUUUUCAAUUAUACAGCUAGAUACAUUUUUUUAUGACAAUAUUGUUUAUCUCUCGACAUGAUAGAGAGAUUGGGGGAAGUGUGUAUUCAUGCACGCUCCUUUUGUAAAUAAUAGGUUUUUAUAAUAAGAAUUUGCAGUUCCAUCCA